UCUCGCAGUCUAAAGCUACAAUAAUCUCUUCCGUUCAGCACGAAUAUUUUAAAAAAGAGUAUACCUGUUUAAGUGAGCAUAAAGCACUUCCAAAGCAAAGUAGGCUUAAGAAACUCAGUCCUUUUAUUGAUAGAAAUGGACUUAUGAGAGUGGGUGGCCGAUUGUCCUUUGCGGCACUGACUGAACAAGAGAAGCAGCCUGUCAUUAUACCUCAUGAUCAUCAUAUUGCCAAAUUGAUUGUGAAACAUUACCACAAUAAAGUGGCACACCAAGGGCGUCACAUAACAGAAGGCGCAAUCAGAGCUGAAGGUUUCUGGAUCCUUGGCGGCAAGCGUCUGAUAUCCGCAGUGAUCUACAAGUGUGUCAUCUGCCGUAAACUGAGAGGGAGAUUAGAAAGUCAAAAGAUGGCAGACUUGCCUGAAGACAGAGUGACUCCUGAACCCCCAUUCACCAGUGUAGGCAUUGAUAUUUUUGGUCCAUGGUCAGUGGUGACCCGCCGCACAAGAGGAGGUAGUGCUGACAACAAACGCUGGGCGGUUCUCUUUACAUGUCUGUCAACAAGAGCUGUACACAUUGAACUGAUCGAAACUAUGUCAGCUUCCAGCUUCAUCAAUUCUUUAAGAAGAUUCUUCUCAAUUCGUGGUCCAGCAAAGAUGCUCCGCUCUGACAGGGGAACAAACUUUGUAGGAGCCUGUAAAGAAUUAGACAUUUGCAUAGCUGACUCAGGAGUACAAGACUAUCUUCAGAACAGAGGAUGCACAUGGAUUUUCAACCCUCCACAUUCAUCUCACAUGGGAGGUGCCUGGGAAAGAUUGAUAGGUGUAGCCAGGCGUAUUUUGGAUGCAAUGUUACUCCAAGAUAAGUAUACACGUCUAACCCAUGAGACUUUGAGUACCUUUAUGGCAGAAGUUAUGGCCAUUAUGAACGCUAGACCUCUGGUACCAGUCUCUUCUGACCCCGACAACCCCAUGGUUCUUACUCCUGCAAUGCUCCUGACUCAGAAAGUGAACUCUUUGUCAGCCCCUUUUGGUAAAUUUGAAACAACAGGACUUCAUGUAAAACAAUGGAAGCAAGUUCAAAAUCUGGCUGAUACUUUCUGGAAGAGAUGGAAAAGAGAGUACUUGUCCAACUUGCAAAGCCGCAGAAAGUGGACCCAAAAUCGCCCAAACAUCCAAGUGGGUGAUGUCGUGUUAGUGAAAGACAGUCAAGAAAGCAGGAAUGAAUGGCCUGUGGGACUCAUCAUCAACACUCUGCCAAGUAGAGAUGGCAGGGUUAGGAAAGUGGAAGUAAAGAUUGUCAAACAAGGGACUGCCAAAAUGUAUACAAGGCCAAUUUCAGACAUUGUUGUUCUUGUUUCUGAUAAUACUUGAAUUGUGUUCUGCAUAGCAGUAAGUUAUAUAGUGGCACAUUGAAAUAUGCCAGGCAGGGAGUGUGCUGUUUAUACCUUAUCUGAUGCCAAUUUAAUGUUAGAUUGUAUGCAUUAAUAUUAGUUCAGCUGUUAUGUGCUGCCACCUAGUGACCCCCUUUGGGAUAGUUGUCCAUAUGUUAAUUAUAUACAUCAUUCAAGGUUAAACCUCCCCCUAAAGUUCACAGGAAGUGGAAGAGCAUCCAUUUUGAGCACACACAGGCAGCUCACAAGCAGAGGGACAGACCUUAGGAUUCUUCACCUUUACACAGGCCCUGGUUACAUAACCGUCUUUUUACAAAAUAAACUCUUCAUAAGGAUAAAGCAUUCAAGUUAUUCAACUCACAGAGCAGUCUGAGUAUUCUUUGCUGAGUCUUAUGUGGAGUGUGUUAAGCUGGCUGGUUAACCUAUAUUACGCAAGGCACAGUAUAGUGUGGAAACAGUAC
Xenopus tropicalis (tropical clawed frog) is the source of this 1851-nucleotide messenger RNA. RefSeq lists its product as uncharacterized. The coding region runs from base 144 to 1370 and encodes 408 amino acids. Gene Ontology annotation, molecular function: nuclease activity; endonuclease activity; hydrolase activity. Gene Ontology annotation, biological process: DNA transposition; DNA recombination; DNA integration. The transcript has 2 exons. The record is from RefSeq and is a predicted model, not a curated record. Lineage: Eukaryota; Metazoa; Chordata; Amphibia; Anura; Pipidae.